Molecule: messenger RNA, 3572 nt
Organism: Anguilla anguilla (European eel)
Lineage: Eukaryota; Metazoa; Chordata; Actinopteri; Anguilliformes; Anguillidae
Gene: rorcb
Product: RAR-related orphan receptor C b
Exons: 10
Coding region: 370-1830 (486 amino acids)
Biological process (GO): regulation of transcription by RNA polymerase II
Cellular component (GO): nucleus
Molecular function (GO): RNA polymerase II cis-regulatory region sequence-specific DNA binding; zinc ion binding; nuclear receptor activity
Source: RefSeq, a predicted model, not a curated record
UCGAAAGUAGGUUAGCUAGCUACGGAGAGAGAACGAAAGACAGUGAGAGGGAGAGGCAAGGAAAGAGAGGUGGAGAGAUCUGACUGUAAACACAUGUCGCAUAUUCGCACUGGAGAAAAUAUUUCUAGUUAGCAACGAAAGGGGAAAAGACGAAUACUUGUGUAUUUCACUUAUGGGCGCGUUUUAGGAAACGUAUGAGGACUUGUUUUCCCUUUUGUUAUAUUUUUUUGCAAUGCUAAUUGCUUUCGUUUGGAGCUAAGAUCACAAGUUUUAUUUUAGCCAGCUUUACAGCUAGCUUCAUAGCUAGCUAAAUAUUUUUUCACUUUCAUGCGCCGGAGUUGUGCCAUUCGAAGACGAUAAGUAAUCAAAAUGAGAGCCCAAAUCGAGGUCAUCCCGUGUAAGAUCUGCGGGGACAAGUCCUCGGGAAUCCACUAUGGAGUGAUCACCUGUGAAGGCUGCAAGGGGUUCUUCCGGCGCAGCCAGCAGAACAACGCCAUGUACUCCUGCUCGCGGCAGAGGAACUGCCUGAUCGACCGCACCAACCGCAACCGCUGCCAGCACUGCCGCCUGCAGAAGUGCCUGGCGCUGGGCAUGAGCCGCGACGCGGUGAAGUUCGGCCGCAUGUCGAAGAAGCAGCGGGACAGCCUGUACGCGGAGGUGCAGAAGCACCAGCAGUCGCAGUCGGGCUGCGCGGCGCUGGCGGGCGCCACGCAGGAGGAGGAGGAGUCCGGCGAGGACGGCGGCCUCAGCAGCGGCUCCAGCGCCGCCCUCAGCGACCUGGACGACAUCGCCACGCUGCCCGACGGCCUGCUCUUCGACCUGCCGCUCACGCCCGAGGGCGCCGGCGGCUACUGCGGCCUGGAGCUGCUGGGCGGAGCCUGCGGGGGCGUGGCCUGGGGCGGAGGGGGCGGGAGCAGCGGCGGCAGCAGCCUGUCCUCCCACAGCUCGCCCGAGCAGUGCGGCCUGGACGUCGGCGACGGCGGCCACGUCAAGCACGAGUACGACCUGCUGCACGAGACCGCCCUCUUCGACCACUCGCCGCUGGACGCCCUGCCCGAGGAGCUGUCUCAGCUGGAGACAGAGCACAUCGCGCAGAACGUGGUCAAGUCCCACCUGGAGACGUGUCAGUACAGCGCCGAGGAGCUGAGGAGGCUCACCUGGAACCUGUACACACCUGAGGAGACGCGCGCCUUCCAGGGCAAGUCUGCGGAGUGGAUGUGGCAGCAGUGCGCCCAUCACAUCACCAACGCCAUCCAGUACGUGGUGGAGUUCGCCAAGCGCAUCCCCGGCUUCAUGGACCUCUGCCAGAACGACCAGAUCAUCCUCCUCAAAGCAGGUUGCCUGGAGGUGCUGUUGAUCCGCAUGUGUCGUGCCUACAACCCGCUUAACCACACCAUGCUCUUCGACGGCAAGUUUGCCGGACCUCAACUCUUCAAGGCUCUUGGAUGUGAUGACCUGGUGAGCUCCAUGUACGAGCUGGCUAAAGGCCUGUGCCGCCUGCAGCUCACAGAGGAGGAGAUGGCUCUGUUCAGCGCCGCCGUGCUCCUGUCACCAGACCGGCUGUGGCUGACGGACUCCCUGAAGGUGCAGCGGCUGCAGGAGAAGGUCUACCUGGCCCUGCAGCACUGUCUUCACAGGAACUGCGCCAGCGAGACCAAACUGGCCAAGAUGCUGUCCAAGCUGCCCCUGAUGAAGUCCAUCUGCAACCUGCACGUCGACAAGCUGGAGUUCUUCCGCCUGCUCCACCCGGAGACGGCCUACAGCUUCCCGCCGCUCUACCGCGAGGUGUUCGGCAGCGAAAUCGCCUUCCCCGACUCCACGGACAGCUAAGCUCCAGCGGAGCGGAGCGGAGAGAGAGAGGGAAGGGAGAAAUAGAGAGAGGGGAAAGAAGAAAGAAGAUGAAGAGAGGGUGUGUUUGGAGAGGGGCAGAGGCAGUGGUGCGGGCAAUCGGGAGAAUUCGACCAGCAGUUCAGUGACAAUCGACCACGUUACUCCACACACUACACCCACUACACCUCUGACCUUCGACCUUCGACCUCCAGUCUCCCUUAAACACUAAUGGUCACAGCAGCUUACACUGCUGGAGUGAGCCGGCCCUAGUCUUACACAGCAGGGCCUUUCUCACCGUGACAUCACACUCCAGGUGCUGGCGCUGAGGGUAUUGCGGGCGUACAUACCGUACGGUAAACAGGGUCCGUAGCUUAUCUUCCUCAGUUUACUGUCCUCCUGUAUGAGAUUGUGCACCACCUUGAGCCAAAAUGGCUCCACGGCGUGAGGGAGAAUUCAGGCUCCUCCUGCCCAAUCCUCGGUGCGCCCUAAGUCCCUCCAGCGAAAAAAAAACGUGAAUGUACCCCUUAGACGCAAACAAGAAUGUACAUACUGCCCCCUGUGGUCGGCAGUGGUACAAUGCCCAAAUUAUUUUUCACAAUAUACCUCAUCCACCAGUCAACUCUUCACCAUUUACAGUGGCCAAAACUGUUUAGCCUUUUUUUUUCUCCAAACAGGCAGUUCAAAGGGACCAAGAUCACUUGACUGUUUUUUUUUUAGUAGCAACAAGGAAGUAACGACUGUGACCUAGGUGUAGCGUGUUGUGAAACAGCAGUUCAUCUCCCAAUCAUUUAUUGCCCUUAUACGUCGCCCUUAUCACAUUGACUGCCGUGCACGGGUAAACUGCACAACACGAGCAACACUGUGCAUGCACACGCACAAGCGCACACACACACACACACUCUCACACGCGCACAAGCGCGCACACACACACACACUCUCACACGCGCACAGACGAAGCACUAACUCGCUGCCCUGCAGGCGUUCCGAACGACGCGCGUGCAGACAGCGUUUGCAAGUUUCAAUGGUAAAACCUCAGUCCCAAUUCCCUUUUUCCCUUUGCAAUCGCCACUUCGAGAGAAAGACAAAAGUAUGUUAUUUUUGUUUAUAAAUGCAUUUAGGAAAAAAAAUAAGAAUGUGUAUGAUAAAUAUAUAUAUAUAUAUAUAUGUGUGUGUAUGUAUGUAUAGAGGGAGAAAAAAAGUAGCCGGGACAGUGUGAUUGGCUCCCUGCCUCCCAGUGACUGCCUAAGGAAAAUUCCAGCGCUUCUGGAAAUUAAAAAUUUUUUAAAAGAAAAAAAAAAACAUUGGACAGCAGGAAAAGGCCUGGAACGCUGGUGGGGAAGGAGGGGAGGAGGAGCGGCUCGGACAGGACAGGCGCUCCAGCAGCUCGACUUCUCAGGGUUUCCGCAGACCCCCCACGGAAGAGGAAACUGGAGGAGGCCGAAACAAAAUGGCGGCCAGGUCAGGUUCGCUCCGCAGCCCCCAAACGUCGACCAGGAUGGGGGGGGCGGAGGGUCAGACCUGGCUGUUGGGGGGGACAGGACGUUUCUUUUCAAAUGAAGACAGAGGACAAGCAUUUCAUCCGUGUUUUUCCUUCCUUUCGUUUCUAUCCAAUUCUUGUUUUCCUUUUUUUUUUUGUGUGUUGAGAACCUGCUGGAAUGUUGGAACUUAAGUGACACGUGCAGUGCGAUGCACCGCUCACCUUAAAAAUGACCCUGAAACUGUGGGAAGCUCAAAAAAAAAAA